This is a messenger RNA of Penicillium brevicompactum, 531 nucleotides long. RefSeq names its product Mpv17/PMP22 family protein. NCBI's taxonomy places the organism in Eukaryota, Fungi, Ascomycota, Eurotiomycetes, Eurotiales, Aspergillaceae. The transcript has a single exon. Gene Ontology annotation, cellular component: cytoplasm; membrane. The coding region runs from base 1 to 531 and encodes 176 amino acids. The record is from RefSeq and is a predicted model, not a curated record.
AUGCCAUCCCUCUUCGCUAUCGUCAUUCAGUCCGCCAUCCUCAAAGCCGUUGCCAACACCACCGCCCAAGUCCUCAGUCAGCGAGGAUCUACCAAGCCUAUUCUCGUUGACUGGAAUCGAGUUUUGGAAUUUGCAGUGUUUGGGAUUAUAACUGCGCCGUUCAUCUCCCUGUGGCAGCAAUUCCUCGACGAAAAAUUCCCCAGUCAACCCCAGAAUGACCCGAAGCCCACAAAACGCAAAUCGUCAUCGCUGAAUUGGCCGAACAUUAUUCUGAAAUUAGCCCUGGAUCAAACCAUUGGGCUCUUCUUGACGAAUGUCACCUUCAUUGUGUGCACAACGGGUCCAAGACUCCAAAGCGGCCAAUUGAUCUUACGCGAAAUCAACAACCGGAUAUGGGGCAUCUUGAGAGCUGGAUGGAAGAUAUGGCCUGCGAUGGCGUUGAUCAACUUUAUUUGGGUUCCAUGGCAGUGGCGAGUGGUGGUCAAUUCGGUGGUCGGAUUUGGGUGGAAUAUUCUUCUCAGCCUUCUGUGA